Messenger RNA from Anopheles cruzii, 1044 nucleotides. RefSeq names its product CLIP domain-containing serine protease B15-like. Gene Ontology annotation, molecular function: serine-type endopeptidase activity. The record is from RefSeq and is a predicted model, not a curated record. The transcript is spliced from 2 exons. NCBI's taxonomy places the organism in Eukaryota, Metazoa, Arthropoda, Insecta, Diptera, Culicidae. Gene Ontology annotation, biological process: proteolysis. Bases 1 to 1044 code for a protein of 347 amino acids.
AUGGUGGCCAACGUGUGGUACACCGUCUCCGCCGUGUUACUUAUUUUUGCGAUCAACUCCGGUAACGCCCAGAGCUGCGGGCAGGUGCAAGUGCUAAAGCAGGGGCUCAUCUUUGGGGGUGAUGCUUCUUCACCCGGCAUCUGGCCGUGGCACGUGGCCAUCUUUCACCGUGAGUCACUUCGAAACACCGUCUACAAAUGUGGCGCUACGAUAAUCAACAAGGAUACAGUAUUAACCGCCUUCCACUGUGUGGUGGAGAAUCAGCGGCCUAUUUCCGGAAAUCGGUUGAUCGUUCGGGCGGGUGUGUUUGACCUAGACGUUCGCAGCAGCACCUCCCAAGAGAACCGCGUGUUCGAUAUCGUAGCACCGGAUGGUGCUAGUGCACUCUACUUCACCGACGACAUUGCUAUCCUGCGAAUGCAGACCCAGUUCGUGUUCAACGAUUACGUGCAACCCGCUUGUAUACGUUCGGUCGAUCAGGACAUCGGGCAGCUGGUAGGGACCUUCGGGUCGGUGGUCGGCUGGGGAUGGACCGAACAAGAGUCGACUUCGGCGGAACUGCGCGAAGCAAAGAUACCGGUCGUGAGUGCGGACGAUUGCCUGCAGAGCAAUCGGGAGCUGUUCAGCCAGGUGCUAACGUCGAAGGUGUUCUGCGGCGGCAGCCGCAACGGCACCUCCAGCUGCAACGGCGACAGCGGUGGCGGAAUGUUCUUCAAGUUCGGCGCCUAUUGGUUUCUGCGGGGCCUCACCUCGUUCUCCGCGGUUGAUGCACAAAAAUCGGGCAUCUGUGACUCGCGAGGCUACGUGGGCUACACGGAUGUUUCGAAGUAUCUGGACUGGCUGCGGAGCAACGAUGUGCGGUUUGAGGACCCGCUGCGGAAUGUUCCGAUGCCGGGGGGCAGUGGGUCCGUAAACACUGGCAACACUACACUAAUUCGCUUGUCCGUCGACCCAAAAAUGAAACGGUUUUUGGAGGGCUACCAGGGAAGCAUUCUCCUGCGGGUAGAACUAAACGGCAAGCGUGUGAACAGUUUGUUUCAAUAA